AUGCACUUUUCUUCCCUCUUCGUCGCCGCUGCGGCCUUUGUUACUGCUCUCGCAGCUCCCGCUGCUGAGCCCGUUACUGGUAACGGCAUGUCCUCGCUGGUCGAGCGUUAUACUCCUGCCGGAACUGGCACCAACAACGGUUACUACUAUUCCUUCUGGUUAGCCCAAGGAGGCAAUGUGAAUUACAACAACAAGGGUGCCGGCGAGUACUCCGUCAGCUGGCAAAACUGCAACAACUUCGUUGCCGGCAAGGGAUGGGCCACCGGCUCUGCCCGCAACAUCAACUUCAAGGGUAGCUACUCUCCCCAGGGCAACUCUUACCUCUCCGUCUACGGAUGGAGCACCAACCCUCUGGUCGAGUACUACAUCCUCGAGUCCUACGGCACCUACAACCCCGGCAGCGGUCUCACCCACAUGGGUACCGUCACCACUGACGGCUCCGUCUACGAUAUCUACAAGGGUGUCCGCACUCAGCAGCCUUCCAUCCAGGGUACCGCCACCUUCAACCAGUACUGGUCUAUCCGCAAGAACAAGCGCUCCUCUGGAACUGUCACUACCGCCAACCACUUCAACGCCUGGGCCAAGUUGGGCAUGAAGCUCGGCCAGCACAACUACCAGAUCGUCGCUACCGAGGGUUACCAGUCCUCCGGCUCCGCCGACAUCACCGUCUCCUAA
Molecule: messenger RNA, 675 nt
Organism: Aureobasidium pullulans EXF-150
Lineage: Eukaryota; Fungi; Ascomycota; Dothideomycetes; Dothideales; Saccotheciaceae
Product: xylanase G1
Exons: 2
Coding region: 1-675 (224 amino acids)
Biological process (GO): xylan catabolic process
Molecular function (GO): hydrolase activity, hydrolyzing O-glycosyl compounds
Source: RefSeq, a predicted model, not a curated record